GGAGGACUUCACCCAAACAACUGAUUCAACAUGAAACAAGCAUCGAGCCUCUUUUUGUGUUCACUGGUGCUGCUGCUGAAACUCUGCUGCCACCUGGAAGCAACUCCUGAGGAAGAUGACCAACAAACACUUAAAGACCAGUGUGAAAACUGGAUGAGAGGGCCACCUGGUUACCCAGGCCACAAUGGAGUUCCAGGGAGAGAUGGGAGAGAUGGGAAUGAUGGCCAGAAAGGAGAAAAGGGAGAACAAGGUACACCUGGUCUCAAAGGGGACACUGGAGGUUUAGGAGCUGCUGGUGCUGACGGCCCUCAAGGAGCACCAGGGUUGAAUGGAAUCCCAGGGCUGAAAGGGGAAAAGGGUGAAGGUGGCAGCAUUUACCGAUCUGCGUUUAGUGUUGGUCUAACAACCAGAGUUCCUUUUCCCAAUGUUCCUAUCAAAUUUACAAAGAUCUUCUACAAUGAGCAAAAUCACUAUGAUGUAACAACAGGGAAGUUUCGAUGCAGCAUUCCUGGUGUGUACUAUUUUUCAUACCAUCUCACUGUGUAUGUCUCAGAUGUGAAAGUCAGCUUGUACAAGAAGGACAAGGCAGUCAUCAUUACCUAUGACCAAUAUCAGACAAAUGAUGUGGAUCAGGCAUCUGGUUCUGUUUUGCUCCAUUUGGAAAUUGGAGAUGAAGUUUGGCUUCAAGUAUAUGGAGAAGGGGAAAACAAUGGUAUCUAUGCUGACAAUGUGAAUGAUUCUACUUUCAUGGGAUUCUUGCUCUAUGUGGACUUGGAUUAUGCACACUAGAAUAUGAAGACAAAGGAAAAGAGAUAGCCAAGAAACAUGGUUAUUCCUAGUAGACCACACUUGCAUUGUCAACACAGGAAA
This is a messenger RNA of Varanus komodoensis (Komodo dragon), 870 nucleotides long. RefSeq names its product adiponectin, C1Q and collagen domain containing (gene ADIPOQ). Bases 31 to 789 code for a protein of 252 amino acids. Lineage: Eukaryota; Metazoa; Chordata; Lepidosauria; Squamata; Varanidae. The transcript is spliced from 3 exons. The record is from RefSeq and is a predicted model, not a curated record. Gene Ontology annotation, molecular function: protein binding.